Messenger RNA from Triticum urartu, 1469 nucleotides. Its product is annotated as nicotianamine synthase-like 5 protein. The record is from RefSeq and is a predicted model, not a curated record. Gene Ontology annotation, molecular function: nicotianamine synthase activity. Gene Ontology annotation, biological process: nicotianamine biosynthetic process. Lineage: Eukaryota; Viridiplantae; Streptophyta; Magnoliopsida; Poales; Poaceae.
AUAUUCCCUCAAUCAAAAGAAAAAACAUACACGAUGCGGCUUUCGUCAAGCUCGGUUUCUCGUCUCCCCCAUUCCUCUCUCCGGUCUCCAGCCAAAGAAGCCCUCCCGAUCUGAACUCCGGCCACCACCUGCAGCGCGAGGGAGCUCCGGACGCCUCCCCGCACCGUCCUCCUUGCUUCGCUUCCCCGCUGCAGGCGGCAGCGUCAUCCCGCCGCACCGGCCGGCCCCGACGCAGCCGGUGCCCUCCUCCGCUUCGGGGGCCCGGGAACGUCGCCGUCCUUCCCCCCCACGCCGGAGAGAGACUCGUGCGGCCGAGAGAGGCUGAAGGGGGCUCGCGGUGGAGCGGGAGCAGACGCCGGCCGGCCGGCUGCUACGGACAAGAACAGCACUGCAACAUCACCCAUACCUGCUUGUCAAUCAAGUGACAUGGAGGCCGAAAACAGCGAGGUGACUGCUCUGGUCGAGAAGAUCACCGGUCUCCACGCCGCCAUCUCCAAGCUCCCGUCGCUAAGCCCGUCCCCUCAAGUCGACGCGCUCUUCACCGAGCUGGUCGCGGCGUGCGUCCCGUCUAGCCCGGUGGACGUGACCAAGCUCGGCCCGGAGGCGCAGGAGAUGCGGCAGGACCUCAUCCGCCUCUGCUCGACCGCCGAGGGGCUGCUCGAGGCGCACUACUCCGACAUGCUCACCGCCUUGGACAACCCGCUCGAUCACCUCGGCCGCUUCCCUUACUUCGACAACUACAUCAACCUGAGCAAGCUCGAGCACGACCUUCUGGCCGGUCACGUGGCGGCCCCGGCCCGCGUGGCGUUCAUCGGAUCGGGACCGCUGCCGUUCAGCUCGCUCUUCCUCGCGACGUACCACCUGCCGGACACCAGGUUCGACAACUACGACCGGUGCAGCGUGGCCAACGGCCGGGCAACGAAGCUGGUCGGCGCGGCGGACGAGGGCGUGCGUGCACGCAUGGCGUUCCACACAGCCGAAGUCGCGGACCUCACGGCUGAGCUCGGCGUGUACGAUGUGGUCUUCCUGGCGGCGCUCGUGGGAAUGACGUCCGAGGAGAAGGCCAACACCAUCGCGCACUUGGGGAAGCACAUGGCAGAUGGGGCGGUGCUCGUCGCGCGAAGCGCCCACGGGGCGCGAGCGUUCCUGUAUCCUGUAGUGGAGCUGGACGAUAUCGGGCGUGGUGGGUUCCAAGUGCUGGCCGUGCAUCACCCUGCAGGCGAUGAGGUGUUCAACUCUUUCAUUGUUGCACGGAAGGUGAAGAGACCACAAGAAAUGAGUGCUUAAUUAAGGAAAAAGAGGAACCUGGCUGCCAAUUGUGUCUCACAUUGAUAAUAACUGGCUGAUAACCCGCACAUUGAUGCGGGUACUGGUUGCAAUAUGUUUCAAUGAGGUUUGGUUGUAUCAAACAUGAGUAUUUGGCUUAAUAAUAUCAGUAUCAAAACUGAACAUACAAAUGAUUUAUUGUA